GCCAACACCAUUGAGCGGCACGGUUCGCUAAAAUUGGUGUCCGCUGCAUGCGAGUCUGUGCGUCUGUGUGUGUCUGUGGAGCAAACAAGUUCUUGGGAGCAACGUACGAAAUCAAAGUCUUAUGCAUUCUUCUCUUCAAGUGAUUCGCAUUCGGAUUCCAAGACACAACCAUGCAGAUGGUACGAAUUUCACUAAUCGCUGUAGUUGGUCUCAGCGCUGUUUUGGUAUUAAUUCAUUUAGCGGUACCCGAAACUGAAACUUACCAGCCCAACCAUUGCGAUUAUCAGCUAGUUAAAUCGAACAAGUAUUUGGAUUACCCAUUUUGGAAAAUGUUCUUCAACCAUUUGGUACCCUUUAAGGGUAGUGCAAGCGUGAAAAUGCAAUUCUUUCUAUUCAAACGAGACUUUCCCCAUUGCGGUAGAGAGCUGUUUCCCGAUGGCGAUGAACAGGCCUUGAUGCGUUCCGGUUUCGAUGCACGUCAUCCCACUAGAAUUAUUAUACACGGCUGGAUGAGUCAGGGUAAGGGUUCACUGAAUCGGGAUGUGAAAGCCGCCUAUCUCAGUCUGACCUAUCCCAGACCCAAGCCACAAACCGAUAAUAAUGACACAAAUGGUGAAGCCCCGAUGGAAAGUCCCCUCUAUGAGGAUUUCAAUAUUAUUAUCUGUGACUGGAGCAAAAUAUCAUCGAAUGUAAACUACUUUAGUGUCGCCGAUAUGAUCGAAGGUCUGGGCUUUCUGCUGGCCGAGUUUGUGCGUCAUUUGCACGUGAGUGCGAAACUGAACUUCGAUGAUGUCUACGUCAUUGGCCACUCUCUGGGUGCACAGAUUGCCGGCAGUGCUGGCAAACAGAUCAGACCCUUUCGCUUUAACACGAUAUUUGCCCUGGAUCCGGCGGGUCCCAAGUUUCGGGAGCAGACCGAUGAGUGUCGGAUCGAUGCCAGUGACGCCACCUAUGUGGAGUCCAUACACACUAGCACUGGACUUGGCUUCGAGGAACCCGUGGGUCAUGCCGCAUUCUAUCCCAACUAUGGCAAGGAUCAGAAAAAGUGCUAUGUGUACGGGUGUUCACAUAGGCGUGCCCAUGACUACUUUGCCGAGUCCAUCAAUAGCACCAAGGGUUUCUGGGGCGUUCGCUGUGAGCGCAUGUCCAAAAAGUCAUGGGUACUGCUCGACUUCGAUGGUGAGUUUCGCAUGGGCGGUGAGCCCUCUGAUCCCAAGAAUGGCACUUUCUACGUGAAGACCUAUGACGAGAAGCCGUAUGCCAUGGGAAGGAAACAGCAACAGGCGGAAUCUCCUAUGGGGGUGGAGAGAACCACUGAGGUGUAUCAUUAAGAGCAGAUAAUGCUAAAUUGUAAAUUUAUAAAUUUAUGUACAAACAAGAGAGAGAAACUUAUAUUUCUAGCCUAACUACGGUAAAAGUUCUCUAAAACUAUUCAAUUAUUUAGCUUGCUGUAAAAAAUUUAAUUUUAUAUUGCAACAAUACGUGUUAAGUCUAACAAAGUAUGUUUUUUGACAAGUUCGAAACAAAAACUAAAAAAUCCUAU
Molecule: messenger RNA, 1543 nt
Organism: Drosophila grimshawi
Lineage: Eukaryota; Metazoa; Arthropoda; Insecta; Diptera; Drosophilidae
Product: phospholipase A1
Exons: 3
Coding region: 171-1331 (386 amino acids)
Biological process (GO): lipid metabolic process
Molecular function (GO): lipase activity
Source: RefSeq, a predicted model, not a curated record